This is a messenger RNA of Cavia porcellus (domestic guinea pig), 3135 nucleotides long. It is a transcript of the gene Ticam1, whose product is annotated as TIR domain containing adaptor molecule 1. Gene Ontology annotation, biological process: response to exogenous dsRNA; positive regulation of natural killer cell activation; positive regulation of canonical NF-kappaB signal transduction. Gene Ontology annotation, molecular function: protein kinase binding. The transcript is spliced from 3 exons. The coding region runs from base 668 to 2722 and encodes 684 amino acids. The record is from RefSeq and is a predicted model, not a curated record. NCBI's taxonomy places the organism in Eukaryota, Metazoa, Chordata, Mammalia, Rodentia, Caviidae.
AGGCCACCUCGGCCCGGCAGCGCGAUCGGAACCAGAGGAGGGGACUGCGGACCCGGGAGGGGACUGCGCGGGCUGGGGACCGACCAGGGCAGGGCGGGCGCUCCCCACUCUGAACCCCAACACUCUGAGUCGUCUCCAGCACCCCGAUUUCCCCCGCACCCCAUUCCCCCCGAGAACCCGUCCCGGGCUCGGCGCCCCCCUUUCCCAGGACCCGCCCACCCUGGGAACCCCAGCUCUCCCGGGGUCCUGGUGGUCCGCUCGGCCCUGUCGCCUCUGCCCCGGGACCCCUUCCUUUCUCCUUGCGGACCAGUUUGAGGCUGACCUUUGGACUCACUAUGCUGACCAGGAUGGCUUUGAGCUGGCUGUGAUCCUCCUGCCUCCCUCUCCAGUGCCUGAUUACAGGUGUCACCGUGCCCUGAUUUUAAGCAUCAUGGGGACUGAGGACUUUGUGCUGUGUCUCCUUGGCACAUUUCUUACUAGCCAGAGGGGGUGAGCCGCACAUCUACUAUGUGCUCAUGCUGGUGGGUGCAGGUCCCCCUGGGCCACCCCCCGCGGACCUCGGCACCGUGAAUAAGCAGGAGUCACGGGGCGGGCAGGAGACGGCCGUCCGGAACAUGUCGCCGCCAGCCCCAGCCUCUGCUGCUCACAGCCGCGCCCUCCCGUGCCCAUGGCCCGCCCGGGCCCAUCGCUGCCUGGUGCCUUCGACCUCCUAGCUGGCGCCGGGCCGCAGAAGCUGGUCGACCUGCGACACAGGCUGCAGACGGUGCACGAGGGGCAGCCCGGUGCCCCCCUGCUGCACGCGAUGGUGCUGCUUCGGCUGGGCCGGGAGGCCGAGGCCCGGAUCUCGCUGGACGCCCUGAGAGCCGACGCCGUGGCCCAGCUCGUGGCCCGCCGCUGGGCCGGCAUGGACAGCGCGGAGGCCCCCGAGGAGCCCUCGGACGUGUCCUGGGGCCUCGCCCGCCUGUACCACCUGCUGGCCGAGGAGAGCCUGUGCCCAGCCCCCCUGAGGGACGCGGCCUACCAGGCGGCCCUGCAGGCCCUGGGCUCCUGCGGGGACCCGAGGCUGGGCGAGCUGCAGGAGGAGGCCUGGGCCUGCUGCGGGAGGGACGUGCUGGGGGACUCGGGGGGCUGCCAGCCUCUCUGCCCGGGGCAGGGACCCCUGCCACCGUCAUUGCCACCACCACCGGGGACGCGGAGCCUCCCGCGCCCCAUCGAGGACUGGAGCCGGGGGUGCUCGCUGCGAUCCACGGGCAGCCUGGCCUCCCUGGCCAGCGCCCUGGAAAUCAGCCAGUCACCCACCGCCGCCUUCCUCAGCCACGUCCGCGCCCCUCAGGGGCCCAGCAAGCUCUGUGAGGCGCCCCCGGGGUCCACCGAGCCCAUUCCCGAGGGUGGCCAGGAGUCACAGGAGAUGAGCUGGCCCACUUCAGCCGAGAUCACGGAGCCCCCGGAGCUGCCGAGCAUUCUCACCCCCUCUGGGGACCCCGACUGCCCCGCUGCUCCGGUGGAGUGCACGGACACCUCCACGGCCCCCAAAGCUCUCUCCUUGCCCAAUCUGGAACCCAGAGAAAGCCUCCACCCUGUCCAAGACCAGACUGCACCCCCAGCUUCUGCAGAAGACACCACAUCCCCAGAGAGCAACCCCAGCCCGCCGGCAUCCUCGGCCCCGGAGACCUCCCUGCCUCGGCCUCCUGCUCCUUCCCGGCCCUCCAGCACCUCGGCACCGCCAGCUUCCUCCUGCCCGCCCUGCCCUGUCUCCUUCGAGUCGGAGGCCCCAGAGCACAAGUUCUAUAACUUCGUCGUCCUCCACGCCAUGGCGGACGAAGACGUGGCCCUGAGGGUCCAGAAGAAGCUGGAGGACCUGGGGGUCCGUGACGGGGCCACGUUCUGCGGGGACUUCCAGGUGCCCGGGCGCGGUGAGCUCCACUGCCUGCAGGACGCCAUCGACCACUCGGGCUUCAUCAUCCUGCUGAUGACCCCCAACUUCAGCGGCGCCCUGAGCCUGCACCAGGUCAACCAGGCCCUGACCAGCAGCUUCACGCACCACGGCCGCCAGGACAGCGUCAUCCCCUUCCGGCCGCUGGAGAGCCCCUCGGGGUGCCGGUGCCCAGAGGCCUCGGACACCUCGCGCCUGCUCUCGGGCCUCGUGUGGCUGGAUGAGGGCUCCCCGAUCUUUGCCAAGAAGGUGGCCAACACCUUCAAGGUCCAGAGGCUGUCGGACCGCAGGGCGCACUGGCAGCGGGAGCAGGACGUGCGGGCCCGGCUGCGGGCCAGCCAGCGCCUGGACGCCGAGACACAGCAGGCCGAGGCCUUGCGGGUGGCCCAGGCCGCCUACCAGCACAGCCUGCAGGCCUGGUGGCUGCAGAUGGAGCGGCUCCGGGGGGACUUCGGCAGCCACUUGUCGCUCGGGUCUCAGGUGCCCUGUCCGCCUCCGGGGCCCUUGGGGGUGCAGGGGCCGUGGGGAGCCGCGCCGUCCUUCCCAGGCUGGCCCCCAAGUCCUCAGUCACCAGCACCAGCCCCGGGGUACAUGGGGACCCCCUCGCCGGGCUUCCCGCAGCCCCCCGCCUUCCCACCCGUCUCCUCCGCAUCCCCUCAAGCGCCCCUCAUUAUCCACCACGCCCAGAUGGUGCAGCUGGGGAUGAGCAACCACAUGUGGAACCAGCGAGGGGCCCCGGCCCCCCAGGAGAGCGCGCGGGAAGGGGAGAGGCCGAGUGACCCGUCCUGACCUCUGGGGACCACGCGGCCAUCCCCUCACCGCAGAGCGGGACAUUCCCGCUGGGCAGUGGCAGGCGGGGACGCUGACCUCGGAACGCCGUCACUUCUCAGGACAGAGAGGAACCGGGGGCUGGGGAGCCACACCUGUCAUCUCAGCCGUCUGGGAGGCCGAGGCAGGAGGGUGGCAGGUUUGAACCCGGAGUGGGUAACUGAGACCGUGUCUCAAAAAUAAAAAUAAGAAGAGGGCCGGGGAUGCAGCUCAGGGUGAGUGUCCCGGGCUCCAGCCCAGCCCCUGCGGGACCAAAAGGGCUGCCAAACCUGGACGGGUGUUCACACAGUCACUCUAAUCCCGGGGAGCUGGAGAUGGGGGCUACUGGAGGGAACUUGUCUCGUAAAUAAAUAUUUAUUGAAUGGUGCUUCAAA